UGAACUGAGCUGGGCUGCUGACGUCACGUUGUGUGGCAGCGACAAGAACGCCGUGCUGUGUCUCGUGUCACAAUUAAUGCGUCAAUUAAAGUGGUGAAAUAAGACAGAGGAGGGCGGAGAGGGCUGAAACUCAUACUGAGUUAAUCCGCCUGCAGGCCUGACGACUCCGACACUGAGGGAAGAUUUCGUUUCGUCCCUUUAGAAAUAAAAUUCAAGCACGGCAAUUUUAGAAUUAUAAUAAUAAUGAUGAUGUCAAUAAUAAUAUUAAUAAUGAUCCUUAAUUAUCGCAAAUAUUUAUGCAGUCUAACUGUGAGAAUAAUGUGUUGCGUAUUCACGAAAAACUUUUAUUUAACCCAGUGUCACCAUUAUCUGCAAAUGGCUUGACAUGCCAUGAUGAUGGCUUGAAGAGAAAAAAGAAAUAAGGACAUAAUUUGGGACAAUUUGCCUAAUUUGCCGAGCAGAGGACAUAAAUGCCUCUGUUGUGUCCUAAAAGCUUCUCCUUUAAGCGCCUCUAUUCUGACUGUUUAUGGGCCGGGAGCAGGCUAAUUGCUGGCGCGGCGCCGUUAUGGCGCAAAUGCCAAGUGCUUCAACGAGCAUCACAGGCUUAAUGCUUUAUAAUUAAUUUAAUAUUAAGGGGUAGCCGAAUUUCUUUUAUAAAUAGCGACGAGCGAUUCUCCAUCAUUAUGAGAGGAGCGUCCGCUGGGGCUGACUCCUCUCUGGCCGGUGCUGCUUGGUUUAAUAACACAAACACACGCGCAGAACAUAUUCAUAGUCUAAUAUUUAAGCUGCACGUCGGCUCACUUUGAAGCAUCUCAGCUGGUGCGCGAUCCUUUUCGUUCACACGUCAUUCCGAGGUUGUUUUCUGCGAAGAAAACACUAAUCUGAUUUUCCACAAACGCCCCUGACGGAGAUGGAAACAGUGCUUUUUCUUUUCUUUUUUUUUUCUUCUUCUUCUUUUUUUUUUUUUUUUUAAAGUUUGAUAUAAAAAUAAAAGUCAAAGGGUCUCGAGCCUCUCUGUCCUCUAAUCAUAUUAAUGUCAUGUGUUGCGUCUCCCGCGUGUUUACCAAAAAGCCUUCUUCCCCCCUCCUGAGCUUGACCUCCCAUUUUCUACUGGCUGCAUAAUAGCGCGGGCUGCAGCUCGGUGUGGGCCUAUACUCCACGAGCGUGCGGAGCCCGAAGGUCUUUGGAGGAGUGUGUGUGCGUGCGUGCGUGUAUGCGUGUGUGUUCGUGAGAGAGAGAGAGAGAGAGAGAGAGAGAGAGAGAGAGAGAGAGAGAGAGAGAGAGAGUGAGUCGAGAGAUACACUGUAUAGGGCUACAGAGGCGGCAUCAGACUUGAGCAAGGCAUUUUUUUUUCUCUUUUACCCCGACAAACCUUCAGGGGGCUUUUAGCAUUUGUUCAGUCUGCAGUCUCUGGAAAACAUCUGAUUCAUUUUUUAAGCAGUCCCAGAUGCGGCAGUGUGAGAGUGUGCGUGCGUCAGCGUGAGUCUGUCAGUGCAUGAGAGUUUGGGGAGAAUAUCUGCCCGUCUAGAGAGAAGGGGAGGGAAAGAAGAGUCGUGUGGAUUUUUAUUUUUUUUUUUAAUAUAACUUUUUUUUUUUUUUAGGUAUGAACGCAGCGUGCGUCUCAUACUGCGAUAUGACAUCGAUGGAUUCAUAUUAUAGCACGUCCACUGCGCAAGGUAGGGAUCACCAGGCGAACCCGUUCAGGACUUUCCCGACCACAGAGACCAAAUACAGCCCCACGUUCAUCCCGGGGAAAGGGCAGCCUUACGGAGAGAAGUCCCGGAGUCCCUUCCAGCCGGAGUGCCAGUCAUUGGAUGGCGCCGAGGAGAGCACCUUCAACAAAUACCAGCUCUUCAUGCAGCGGCCGACCUGCAAGACACCGCCCGAGGGCAGCAAGCUGCACCCGGACAGCGGGCUCAACGGGACGCUCAUCCCCUGCUACGGAAAAGACAACAGUGGCCUGACAGAGUCUGACUUGCCCCAGAGCGUCGACCCUGCUGGGAUGGAAGGCAGCUACCUGAACCUGAAGGCACCCGGCGAGAAGGGGCCGAGCGAGCGGCCAGGCUCGGAUCUCUCCAGCCCUCUGGACAAGAGUGAGGCUGAGAGCAACAAGGGCAAGAAGAGACGCAAUCGCACCACGUUCACCAGCUACCAGCUGGAGGAGCUGGAGAAGGUUUUCCAGAAGACACACUACCCAGAUGUUUAUGCCCGCGAGCAGCUGGCACUGAGGACGGACCUGACGGAGGCCCGUGUGCAGGUAUGGUUCCAGAAUCGCAGAGCCAAGUGGAGGAAGAGGGAGCGUUUUGGUCAGAUGCAGCAGGUCCGGACACACUUCUCUACUGCAUACGAGCUGCCCCUACUGACUCGGCCUGAGAACUAUGCACAGAUCCAGAACCCCACGUGGAUAGGGGGCAGCAGUGGAGCGUCUCCAGUGCCGGGCUGCGUUGUGCCCUGUGACUCCGUCCCUUCCUGCAUGCCUCCGCACCCUCACGGUCCAGGAGGCGUCACUGACUUCUUGGGCGUGCCCAGUCCAGGAAGCAGCCACAUGGGACAGACGCAUAUGGGCAGCCUCUUUGGAGGUCCUGGGAUGGGCGGAGGGAUCAAUGGCUAUGAUCUUAAUGCUGAUCCAGACCGCAAGUCCUCCAGCAUAGCUGCGCUGCGCAUGAAGGCCAAGGAACACAGUGCAGCCAUCUCUUGGGCUACAUGAUGCCCCUGCCAAGUUCCACCCU
Messenger RNA from Acanthopagrus latus (yellowfin seabream), 2729 nucleotides. RefSeq names its product ALX homeobox 4b (gene alx4b). The coding region runs from base 1604 to 2707 and encodes 367 amino acids. Lineage: Eukaryota; Metazoa; Chordata; Actinopteri; Spariformes; Sparidae. Gene Ontology annotation, molecular function: RNA polymerase II transcription regulatory region sequence-specific DNA binding; DNA-binding transcription activator activity, RNA polymerase II-specific. The record is from RefSeq and is a predicted model, not a curated record. The transcript is spliced from 4 exons. Gene Ontology annotation, biological process: regulation of transcription by RNA polymerase II.